AUGAUGGACAAUGAGAAGCACGACUGCCGCAGCCUGCAAGUUCUGGCCUGGGAAGAGGGCUGCCCAUGGCAGAAACAAUGGCUGAGCCCCUCCACGUUGUAUGCUGCAGCGGAGGACGACGAGGCACAACGAGCGCUCCCGCGCUCUCCCCUGGUGGUGAUCCAAGCCAAUGCCGAUAAGACCCGUUCCUGCCACCUGUGCAGGCGUGCCUUUACGAAAGCAUUUCUGAUUCCCGAGCUUUGGUGGUCUGAUUACAGCAAGCGGUCGAACGGAUACUUUGGCUGCGACACCACGGGCGAUGACGAGGGAAACAUCGCCACAGUCACAACAUGGUCGCGGUAUCUCGUCAAGCAACUCGCCGGCAAGGAGAAGAUUCACCAUUCAUGGUACAAGAUCAAUGUCGUCGUCAGGUGGUCGGCCACCCCGAACCAGACCGUCGUCCUCAUCUUCGAUGCGCCGAAAGAGCUCGAACAAAGAUUACCGAGACCGCUCCUUGAUCCAGUCACGAAAGAACUCCUCCGGGACCCCUUUCUGAUCCACCUCUGCCUCGCCGAGGAGGUCGUCCGCGUCCAGAACGACGCCGUCUGGUCGCUCCGGACCUACGUGCGCGACCUGGAAAAGGAACGCACAAAGGAGACCCCGUCGCCGGACUACCAGAGGCUGCACGACCUCGCGCGCCACGCCAUUCACAUUUGUGAGACGCUCGACCUCGGCGCCGUGUCCAUGGAGAGCACCCUGGCCCACCACGCCGUCUUGGCCGACGAGGCGCCGGCCGCCGCCGCGGGCCAUCGCGCCAGGUUCACGCACAGGCACGUCCACCAGCGGCUCGAGUUCUUCAAGCACAUGUUCGAGAGCCUCCGCUGCCGCUCCUCCUCUAACAAGGAGAGGCUCGACAAUGAGAUGCAGCUCGCGUUCCACACGGUCGCGCAGCACGAUUCGCGCACCGGCGUCGAGAUUGCCCGGGCCGCGCAGUCGGACAGUGCCGCGAUGAAGACCAUCUCGUUCCUGACGCUGGCUUUCCUGCCGGCCACGUUCAUCUCUGCUGUUUUCAGCAUGUCGUUUUUCAAUGUCGAUGACGAUACUGGAGAGUGGAGCGUUUCGAAUAAGAUUUGGAUAUACUGGGCUUUUGCCAUCCCGGUCACUCUUGUUACGACAGGGCUGUGGUAUCGGUGGCAGCGGAAAUUGUAUCAGCCCAUGAUCAAGGUGUCACACGACAAGACGACGUGA
Molecule: messenger RNA, 1227 nt
Organism: Verticillium alfalfae VaMs.102
Lineage: Eukaryota; Fungi; Ascomycota; Sordariomycetes; Glomerellales; Plectosphaerellaceae
Exons: 4
Coding region: 1-1227 (408 amino acids)
Source: RefSeq, a predicted model, not a curated record